This is a messenger RNA of Tetranychus urticae (two-spotted spider mite), 813 nucleotides long. It is a transcript of the gene nenya, whose product is annotated as RING finger protein nenya. Gene Ontology annotation, cellular component: synaptonemal complex. NCBI's taxonomy places the organism in Eukaryota, Metazoa, Arthropoda, Arachnida, Trombidiformes, Tetranychidae. The record is from RefSeq and is a predicted model, not a curated record. Gene Ontology annotation, biological process: homologous chromosome pairing at meiosis; reciprocal meiotic recombination; protein sumoylation. Gene Ontology annotation, molecular function: SUMO transferase activity.
GGAGGUUUAAGUUUAUUGGUCGACUAAUUAAAAAUAAAGCUUUUUUUCAAGACUUUUUUUUGUAAACAAUUCUGUGUGAUUUCGAACAUUUUUUAUUUUCUUUUUUUUUGAAAUACCGAAUUUUUAUUGACUGUUUUGAGAUGAAUGACUUUAUUCAUUGUAAUAAAUGCUUUGCUGUACAUGAUUCAAGCGGUAAAAAAUUUCUGUUAACCAGUUGUUCCCAUAUCUUUUGCUACUCAUGUAGCGCGUCAGUGGCUAAUGACCGAAUCUGCCUUAAAUGUAAGAACCGCUGCAACCUAAUUCAAUUAGAUUCAGGCACCAGACCCGAUAUAAAGAUGUAUUUUGAGCCCCUCGAUAAAUUGAUACUCAAAUUGCAAAAGAUUGAGAAAUUUCAAAGGACACAGCGAGAACAUUUAUUUAAGCAUCUGACUUCUGAGACAUCAAAAGGAAAUCAAGCUCAAGAAAAAUGGGAGAGAAAGAUGUCCGAUCUGAAAAAGGAAAUAAACCACCUUCGUUCCAAACUCAAUAAUCGCUAUGAUCCUAUUAAAAUGUCUAGUUCGUCUGCUGGGUAUUAUUCACGCCAAAAUAGCAGUGUGUUAGGACCAAGUCGACAAGGAACUUCAUCUUCAAGAUUACAAUGUAAUUCGACUUUUGGUAGUUUACGUGGAGCCCCGAUUACACCAUUGAUUGAUCACAGAAUUACUAAUUUAGAUCAACACUCAAAUUCAAGCUCGAAGAUAACCUUACGCUCUGUAUCAGACUUGUCAUCCUUUCAAACUCGCUAAUUAUGGAUUAUAAUUAAUAAAUUAUUGA